Haliotis rubra (blacklip abalone) is the source of this 630-nucleotide messenger RNA. RefSeq names its product calcium-binding and coiled-coil domain-containing protein 2-like. The transcript is spliced from 3 exons. The record is from RefSeq and is a predicted model, not a curated record. Lineage: Eukaryota; Metazoa; Mollusca; Gastropoda; Lepetellida; Haliotidae. The coding region runs from base 1 to 630 and encodes 209 amino acids.
AUGGUGGAGCAGGGGGAGAAGGGGGGAAGCUUAAGGAAGAGCAAGCUGGAGGAGAUCAGGAAGACAGGGGGGGAGGUGGGGAAGCUGGAGAGGCAAGCUGGAUAUAUGGAAGACAUGGUGGAGGAAGGUGAAAUGGAUAAUGAAGAACCAAGGACUGUGGAAGGGGAAAUGGACUGGGAGAUGGGGGAGAGGGGCAAGCUGGAUAAGGAAGGAAGAGUGGAGCAGGGGGAAGAGAGAGUGGGGGAACUGGGAAGAGCAAGCUGGAUAAGGAAGACAAAGGUGGAGAACAGGGGGAAGAAGUGGGGGUGGAAGCAGCUGGCAGAGGGGAAGGAAGAAGUGGGGAGCUGGGAAGAGGGCAAGCUGGAUAAGGAAGACAAGGUGGAGCUGGGAGGAAGAAGUGGGGGAAGCUGGGAUGAGGGCAAGCUGGAUAGGGCAAGGAAGACAGGUGGAGCAGGAGGAAGAAGAGGAAGAAGUGGGGGAAGCUGGCAAGAGGGCAAGCUGGAUAAGGAAGACAAGGUGGAGCGGGAGGAAGAAGUGGGGGGAAGCUGGGAAGAGGGCAAGCUGGAUAAGGGAGACAAGGUGGAGCGGGAGGAAGAAGUGGGGGAAAGCUUGGAAGAGGACAGGCAAUAA